This is a messenger RNA of Rubroshorea leprosula, 1866 nucleotides long. Lineage: Eukaryota; Viridiplantae; Streptophyta; Magnoliopsida; Malvales; Dipterocarpaceae. The record is from the annotation of a GenBank genome assembly.
AGUAGGAAAGAAUAAUCAAAGAGCAAGAUUAGGCUGUCAAUUGGCCAAAAAAAUUUCGGGCUGUCAGAAAAAAAUAAAAAUAAAAAUAAAAAGAUAGAGAGAAAUUGUCUAUUAAGGAAGUCGAUAAUAGUACUGAUUGGCACUCAUCCUGUAAAGGCAGAGUAGAUCUAAACCAGGAGGAUUUGACAGACCAUGGGGAAGACUGGAAAAUGGCUUAAGAGCUUCUUAACAGGCAAAAAAGACAAGGAAAAAGAAAAAGAAAAAUGUUCAAGCAAUCAGAGUUCAUCUGUUGCCCCUGAGAAUCCAUCAACUCCGAUUUCUGUCCUGCCUGGAACUCCUAAAGAGAAGAGGAGGUGGAGUUUCCGGAGAUCUUCAGCAACAGCACCUCCCAAGGACUACUCUCAUUGUUUGGAACAGGCUGCGGUUCCUCCACCACCAGCAUUGGACAAGGAAGAUGAGCAGAAAAGGCAUGCCAUGGCAAUGGCUGCAGCAGCUGCGGAUGCUGCGGUGGCAGCUGCACAGGCUGCAGCUGCUGUGAUCCGGUUGACUGCGGCUGCCAGUGGCAGAACCAGCAUGAUCGAAGACGCUGCCGCAAUAAAAAUCCAGUCUGCCUACAGGGCAUAUUUGGCAAGACGAGCACUGAACGCAUUGAAAGGAAUUGUCAAGCUGCAGGCACUGAUUAGAGGUCACCUGGUCCGGAAACAAGCCACGGAGACCCUCAGGUGCAUGCAGGCAUUGUUGGCGGUACAGGCCAGAGCUCGAGCUCAGAGGAUCCGGAUGGCUGAAGAAUCAAAGCCUACUUAUCAGAGGCAAUCAACCCACAGAAAGUCCACCCAGGAUCACCACCACCGUCACAAUUACCAUGACAUUGAUAGAGGAAUGGAGGAAAACAUCAAGAUUGUAGAGAUGGAUUUUGUUGAAUACAAGGAAAAUUCAAAGAGCAGAAAUGGAUAUCCAAUUCCAACCCAUCCCCAAACAGAGAUAUCAGGGCACAGACACUCCACCCAUUAUUCAAAUCGGCAAUUCUCCAAGCAAGACAACCAUUCCCAAAUAUCUCCGGCGCCGUCCGUCCUGAACGACAUGAGCCCGAGAGCCUACAGCGGCCAUUUCGAGGAUUGCUCCUUCGGUACGGCGCAGAGCAGCCCGCAAUACUACUCUUCUACCUCCAAACCCGACCCGUCAAGUCUCCCCUUCGCACUCCCCCGACCCGAAUACGCCGAAUCCUUGUCCUACGACUACUCGUUGUACCCGAACUACAUGGCGAAUACGGAGUCUUCCCGGGCCAAAGCCCGGUCACUGAGUGCUCCGAAAUCGAGGCCGGAUUCUUACGAGAGACAGCCAAGCGGCCGACGAAGGGCGUCCGUGGAAGGGAGAAAUGUGCCGAGGGCGGUACGGAUGCAGCGGUCGUCGUCGCACGUCGGAGCCACCGCGCAUAACUACCAAUUUCCGUGGUCGAUAAAGCUGGAUAGAUCAACGGUUUCUCUUCAGGACAGUGAGUGUGGAUCGACCAGUACAGUGCUCACCAACACUAAUUACUGCAGAUCACUUGUUGCCUUUAAUGCUCAUGGAGAUAGGCACUGACAGCAGAAACUAGAGAAAUGCAUGUGGUUUGAUGAAUAAACAAUGCAAGGUUGAAGUUGAAGGGAAGCCUCAAGCACUGGAAAGUAAGGGCACAAUUACAAUAUAAAAGGUGCUACAGUUCCUAGGAAUUUUUUUACUUCCUCAUUCCAAGAGUUGAGUUCUGUUCAACAAUCUGCGCGGAGUCUUCUUUUCUUUUCUUUUCCUUUUUUUUUUUUUCCUGUUUAAGGAAAUCUAAUUCUGUCUACGGAAAUUUAAGGAAUGAGUUCUCUCUAAAUUGUUUCUACA